AUGCUUUUAAAAGGAAUUGCUCGCAUUGCAUCUACAUCACCAAAGCGACACUUUACAACAGCCGUCAACAAGCCAAGCAAGACUCGCUUAGUGGCAGGAUUAGGUUUGAUAGCUGCUGGAACAGGCUAUUUGGGUUGGGAAUAUUUCAACAAAAACAAAAGAGCACUUGAUGAAAAUGUGUAUGUGCCACUUGAAUUGAUAAAAAAAGAGCAAAUAUCACCUGAUUCUUUCCUUUUGCGAGUAUCAACAACAAAACAACCUUCCAAAGACUAUCCAGUGCCAUCCUGUUUGUACAUUAAAGAUGACACAAUUCAAGUAAUGAGACCCUACACGCCCAUCAAUCAGAACCCGUACAAGGAUGGCCAUCUUGAUUUGGUUGUGAAACGGUAUCCAGAUGGCUCAGUAUCUCGCACGCUCAGUGGAUUCCAGUUGAAUAGCGAUAUCCAUGUGAGAGGCCCUAUGACGGAGGAAUAUCUGUACAGUGAAAAUAGCUUGGAUACAGUGGGCAUGAUUGCUGGUGGUACCGGGAUUACACCCAUGUAUCAAUUAAUAUGCCGAAUUCUGGAGAAUCCUCAAGAUCAGCAUACCAGAUUAUGGCUGAUUUAUGGCAACAAGACAGAACAAGACAUUCUGCUGAAAUCUGAAUUAGAUCAGCUUGCACAGAAAUUCAAAGAUAGAUUCAAGGUGAAAUAUGUGCUGGAAGACACCAACAAUGCAGCGUAUGAAAAGGGCUACGUGACCAAGGAAAUGAUUGAAGCCAUGUCCAAGGACGACGGAGAACGCAGAAAGAUAUUUGUAUGUGGUCCAAACAAGAUGCUUCAACUAGUAUGCGGAGAGAGAGCGAGAGAUUAUUCGCAAGGCCAAGUGACUGGAAUCCUUUCUCAAUUGGGUGUUUCCUCAAAUGAAGUAUGGAAAUUUCAAUAA
Messenger RNA from Mucor velutinosus, 924 nucleotides. RefSeq names its product transcriptional regulator swi6. The transcript is spliced from 2 exons. The coding region runs from base 1 to 924 and encodes 307 amino acids. Gene Ontology annotation, molecular function: cytochrome-b5 reductase activity, acting on NAD(P)H. NCBI's taxonomy places the organism in Eukaryota, Fungi, Mucoromycota, Mucoromycetes, Mucorales, Mucoraceae. The record is from RefSeq and is a predicted model, not a curated record.